AUGUCAAAUCAGACGGCUACCAGCGCCAGCGGCGAUGCUGCCAGUGAUAGCACCCUUGGCGCUGUCCUGCGGAAACUCACUGCUCUUACACAACGGCCCGAACCGAAGAAGUAUCCUUCAGUUGCUUCCAUACCUCGCACAUCAGCUGAACGCCUGGCCCAAGCUGCUGAAGAUCAUGUCAUCGAUCGCGACCAUCCAACCCCCAGGACCUAUCUGUACCUCGCCUACGGAUCAAACCUUUGCGCUGAGACAUUCUUAGGCGUGCGUGGAAUUCGACCUCUUUCGCAAGUAAACGUUUCAGUUCCGACGUUGGAGCUUACAUUUAAUCUCCCUGGAAUACCCUAUCGCGAGCCGUGUUUCGCAAACGUUGAUUACAGAAAGCUUCCAGAAAAGCCUAAGCUGCCUCCCAAGAUUCCCGUUCCACCUUUUGAGCCUCCGCAUCCACCACACACGGAUCAGGUUCAAUGGGAUGAAGGCCUCAUUGGUGUGGUGUACGAAGUGACGGAGGAGGAUUACAGCACCAUCAUUCGCACGGAGGGUGGUGGAGCGGGUUACAAGGAGAUUGUUGUCCCUUGCAUCCCACUGCCCCCUAAGAUUUCGAUCCCGGAAAAGCCAUACCCUGAUAUUCCACGACCUUUUAUGUCGAGAACUCUUUUUGCGCCACAAAUUCCUGAUAAGGACUUGCCUGAUGAUCCUCGCAAGCACAAAUGGUGGUACCGCUUCCUCAUCGGCCCUCAACGUGAGCCUGGUUAUGCGCAGGCCAGUGCUCGUUACAUGAAGCUUCUCAAGGACGGCGCCAAGGAACACGAACUCCCUGAUGGAUAUCAGCGUUGGCUACACUCCCUACAGCCAUAUACGAUUACGACCAUGCGACAGAGAAUUGGAGCUUUCCUGUUCCUUUUCUUCAGUGGCGUCCUGUUCUCGGGAGUCAUCCUCUUGUCGAAGGUUUUUGCGAAUAAAUCUGGCAAAAUACCUCAAUGGCUAGCUGUCACUAUGAUCGUUAUGUUCAGCGUGGCCUGGAUGGUGUAUGAUAAUUUCUUCAAACCUAUCUUUGGUAAUGGCGAGAGAACUGAAGAGGAGGAUGAAAGCAAAACCCACACAAGAAAGCGCUCCUUGUCCAAGAUUCUCCACCAUUUCCCAUCUGCAGAUGAAGAAAAGGCAGCAUUGCUGAGCGGAUCUCAUUGA
Molecule: messenger RNA, 1185 nt
Organism: Fusarium sp. VM40
Lineage: Eukaryota; Fungi; Ascomycota; Sordariomycetes; Hypocreales; Nectriaceae
Source: the annotation of a GenBank genome assembly